Molecule: messenger RNA, 1588 nt
Organism: Rhodamnia argentea
Lineage: Eukaryota; Viridiplantae; Streptophyta; Magnoliopsida; Myrtales; Myrtaceae
Product: UPF0481 protein At3g47200-like
Exons: 2
Coding region: 120-1436 (438 amino acids)
Source: RefSeq, a predicted model, not a curated record
UCUCUAUAUCGAUAAAUUCACCUCUCCUCUUUACACCUUCCAGCAUAAAAUAGAAAGAGAGAGAGAGCUUAAGACGCUCCAGAACAUACACUUUCGGAAACUUUGAAACUUGCGGAACCAUGUCGCCUGAACCGCGACCGCUGGACCGGAACCAGACCGAAUGGACCAUCUACGUUAACGAGAGCCUCAAGCGCAUGCCCGUCGACGAGCGACAGAUAUGGGAGAAGCGGUGCGUCUACAGGGUCCCCGCCUGCGUCACCGAGCUCAACCACAAAGCCUACCAGCCGCAGGCCAUCUCCUUCGGGCCCUACCACCACGGUGAGGACCGCCUCCGCCCCAUGGAGGAGCACAAGCACCGCGCGCUCCUCCACUUCCUCAAGCGGUCCAGGAAGUGCCUCGAGCCCUUCCUCGAGUCCAUGAGGGAGGUGGCGCAGGACCUCGAGGAGAGCUACGAGGCGUUGGACCCAAAGUGGAAGGAGGGUGGCAGCGAGGGCGCGGGUCGGUUCCUGGAGCUGAUGAUCACCGACGGCUGCUUCAUGCUCGAGAUCCUGAGGACCGCGACGCAGGUGGUGGACGACUACGCGCCCAACGACCCCAUCUUCAGCAACCACGGGAAGCUCUACAUAAUGCCGUACAUACGACGGGAUAUGCUGAUGCUGGAGAAUCAGCUUCCGAUGCUAGUGCUGGAUCGGCUGGUCACUGUUGAGAGCAACGGCAAGAAGGACAAUGAAUUCGUCAACAAGCUCAUCCUCAAGUUCUGCUCCCUCGGCACGCGCGUCACAAAGAUGGGCAAAUGCCUGCACGUCCUGGACGUCUUCAGGAAGAGCAUGCUGACGGACCCCAAGAAGAAGGUCCACCACGAGAUGGUCAAGAUGGGGCACGAUGGCAGUGAGGAGAUCAUCCGGUCGGCCACCGAGCUCGACGAGGCCGGGAUUCGGUUCAAGAAGAGCAAGACCGACAGCCUCAAGGACAUCUCCUUCUCCAAAGGGGUCCUGAGGCUCCCCGUGAUUGUGGUGGACGACACCACUGAGUCCAUGUUCCUCAACCUCAUAGCGUUCGAGCGCUUCCACGUCGGGGCCGGGAACGAGGUCACGUCCUACAUCUUCUUCAUGGACAAUAUCAUCGAUAAUGAGCGGGACGUCGCGCUGCUCCACGCCCGGGGCAUCAUCCAGAAUGCCGUCGGGAGCGACAAGGCGGUUGCCAAGCUGUUCAACUCGCUGUCCAAGGACGUGACCCUCGAGCCCGACAGCACCCUCGAUGCCGUGCACAAGAAGGUCAGCAGGUACUGCAAGAAGCCCUGGAACGUGUGGAGGGCUAACCUCAUCCACACCUACUUCAGGAAUCCAUGGGCUAUACUGUCUCUCGUCGCCGCCGUCUUCCUCUUCGCGCUCACCAUAAUUCAGACGGUGUAUUCCGUGCUCAGCUACAAUGGUUGAGCCCUCCCCUUGCCUCUGGUGCAAUAAUUUUUUUUUUACAGUUUUCGGGUUCUUCUCCGGGUGGCGCGCUUGAUAAUAAUCUCUUGAUCGGUUGUUGAUUGUUGUUCUGAAUGUAUUUUCCUCCUAUUUUCAAUCACGUUGAUAUCUUCCUC